AUGUCCGAAAAGAUACAGACGAUACACGACACCAGCAGCGCCGUCGGCAGCGGCCGCCAUGACCCCAUCGACCUGGAAAAGCCGUCGUCGUCGUCGUCGGAUGGCGCCGACGGCGUCGGCAGCCCCAAACUCGACCCACAUGGCCUGCCGCUGCAGCCGCAGCCGUCGGAUUUCCGAGACGACCCGCUCAACUGGCCGCGGUGGAUGAAGUGGAUGGUGCUGCUGCAGGUCAGCUUCAUGGCGCUGCUGGGGCCGUUCAACGCGGCCGUGCCCAACCCGAGCCUGGCCCUGCUGUCCAAGGCCUUUGCGCGGCCCGUCGAGGUCGUCACGUACAGCACGACGACGGCCAUCAUCACGGGCGGGCUGUCGCCGUUUGUGUGGGUGCCGCUGUCCAACGUGCUGGGGCGGCGGCCGCUGUGUCUGGCGACGCAGCUGGUGACGAUUGCGACGCACAUUGCGACGGCGCGCACGACGACGUUUGCGCAGCUCGUGGGCGUGCGCGCGGUCAACGGCAUCGGCUUUGGCGGCAUGAUGGCGCUGGGCACGCCGGUGCUCAACGACAUGUUCUGCAUGCACGAGCGCGGCGCCAUGACGGGCGUCUACACCAUCUUUGUGACCAACGGCGCGCACAUUGCCGUGCUGACGGGCGGCUUCCUGGGGCAGUACGCCGGCUGGCGCUGGGACUUUUACAUGCCGGCCAUCGUCACGGGCGUCUCGUUCCUCGUGGCGCUCGUGUGCCUGCCCGAGACGCUGUUCUCGCGCGGCCCGCAGGUUUUGCAGCAGCGCACGCGCGAGCGCGCGUACUGGGCGAUGCUGUUUGACCUCCGGGGCAACCUGAUCCCGCAGCGGCGGCUGCGCGGCGAGGACUUUGCGACGUCCUUGUACAUGCUCCGCUACCCGUCGGUGGCCCUGCCGUUCUGGUUCUACACGCUGAGCUGGACGUUCAUCAACAUCCUGCCGGCCAUCAGCAUGGCCAAGAUCUACGGCGCCAAGUACGGCUUUGCGAGCGGCACGAUUGGCCUCUGCACGGGCAUCCCGCUGAUUGUGGGCUGCGUCGUCGGCGAGAUCUCGGGCGGCAAGCUCUCGGACGUCAUCGUCUACCGCCUCGCCAAGAAGAACGGCGGCCGCGCCACACCCGAGCACCGCCUGUACCUCACCUGCAUCUCGGCGGUCCUCGGCCCCGUGGGCAUGAUUGUGUUUGGCGCCUGCCUGCAGCACAACUACCACUACGUCGUGCCCCUCGUCGGCCUGGCCAUUGGCGUGUGCGGCCUGCAGAUCACGUCCACGUGCCUCUACGCCUACCUGUCCGACUGCUACCGCCCGCAGACGCCCGAGUCGGCCGUGCUCAUGAACCUGGGCCGGGGGCUCUCGUUUGUCGUCGGCUUCUGGUGGUCGCCCAUGGUCGCCAAGAUCGGCUAUGCGUGGACGUGGUCGUCGCAGGCGCUGAUUCUGCUGGUGUUUUGGCUGCCGAUCCUGGCGCUGAUGAUCAAGGGUGAGGGCUGGCGGAAGCGGCUGGGCGAGCCGUCGUUCCACCAGUACUCGUAG
Molecule: messenger RNA, 1545 nt
Organism: Sporothrix brasiliensis 5110
Lineage: Eukaryota; Fungi; Ascomycota; Sordariomycetes; Ophiostomatales; Ophiostomataceae
Exons: 1
Coding region: 1-1545 (514 amino acids)
Biological process (GO): transmembrane transport
Molecular function (GO): transmembrane transporter activity
Source: RefSeq, a predicted model, not a curated record